CUCUCUUCAUCUGCUCCACUUAUCUCGAUCGAUCGAUAUCCCUUCUCUUAGAUUCUUUUACAUCUUAUCGUUUUCUUCUAUUACAGCUUUAUUUUGUGUUCCGGUCGGUUCGAUCUUCUGAUGCGAGGCUGAGGGACAGUAAUGGAGGAAGUAAUGCCUACUUGGUCAGAUGUGUCGGAAGAGGAGCUCGUGAGAGAGCUUCUGGACGAUCAGUCUCCUUUCUUUGUGUUACCGGAGAAGACGACUGAACCCAAGACAAAUGCUUUCAACGAAGACGCCAUUAACCGGCUCAUCUCCACCGUCUAUUCCGGGCCUACAAUUGGAGAUAUUGAGAAUGCAUUAUCUGUAACGACUCCCCGAAAGGACCACCAACUCCAAGAACUCUCACAAGCCAGAAUUUCUAUAUUAGAAAGAGGUUUAAACAAGGUUGAGAAUAAGUACACUCUGAAAAUUAAGAGCUUUGGCAAUGUGAUGGCUGAUGACGGAUAUAAAUGGAGGAAGUAUGGACAGAAGUCCAUCAAGAACAGUCCAAAUCCCCGGAGCUAUUACAGGUGUACAAAUCCAAGGUGCAGUGCAAAGAAGCAGGUGGAAAGGUCGAGGGAGGACCCAGAGACACUUAUCAUCACCUAUGAAGGGCUCCACUUACACUUUGCUUACCCAUACUUUUUACACGACCAAAACCAGUAUGUGGAUCCAGCAAUCAAAAAGCCCAAGAAGACUAUCUCACAGGCGCAGGCCCAGGCCCAUGAAGCUCAAGAAGCCCAUGAGAGCCCAGCAAAUCUUACUACUGGGCGGCCGGUAUCAAGCCCACCCGAGGACCGAGAAGGAAUUAUUAUGGGCUCACAAGGGUUGCUUGAAGACAUGGUGCCAUUCAUGAUCAGAAACCCUCCCAACAAUACAUUCUCAAAUUCUUCUUCUUGUUCGUCUUACCGCUCGCCUCCAACUUCACCUUCUUCUUUGUCUUGGUGUCCUAGUUAUUCUGCUACAUGUUUUGAUAUAGGCAUCUAGCAUUAGAUUUUAUAAGGUUAAUUACCUUUGGUGGGUGAAAAGUGAAAACCGAUGAGGAUUGAAUAAUAUAUAUUCAGUCCAAGAUCAGCAAGAUAUUAUCUUAAGAUCAGAUUAAUAUAGAUUUCAAAGUCGUUUAAUAUAAAGCAAGGGACAAUCUUUUAGUUUAUAGCUAGUUAGUUUAUUUUGAUCUUUCAGCAACUUGUAAAAUGUAGGGGGUCGUCUUGGACUCUUGUGUUGUGUAAGAAUAAUCACAAGCACUAUUUAGUAAAACUCAAUUAUUUCU
Alnus glutinosa is the source of this 1291-nucleotide messenger RNA. Its product is annotated as probable WRKY transcription factor 49. Lineage: Eukaryota; Viridiplantae; Streptophyta; Magnoliopsida; Fagales; Betulaceae. The transcript is spliced from 3 exons. Gene Ontology annotation, molecular function: DNA-binding transcription factor activity; sequence-specific DNA binding. The record is from RefSeq and is a predicted model, not a curated record. Gene Ontology annotation, biological process: regulation of DNA-templated transcription. Bases 142 to 1008 code for a protein of 288 amino acids.